CGCAGCGCCAGCGCAUUCGGCGACACCACGCCGCUUGGCAACACACAACGAUUCCGGACUAGGUACCCACCGCCGCGAGCCCCCCGAGCGGCCGAACGCGCAGCUGCUCCGUGUCGAAGCGGAGGCCGCUGGCCGCGCGAGUCCGAGCGGCGAGCGAAGCGGCGGAAUCCAUCGAUGGCCGGGUUCGGGCCUCUUCGGUUCGCGUUCCAUUUCGUGCAAGCGAAGGCACCACCCGCCCUGACGCGGCUAUAAAUCCCCCAUUAUCUGAUCGAACCGGUAGCCACCCCACCCAGUCACCCACCCGCGCUCGCCAAAAAUGUUAGAGCCCACGAGAUACUACUAUCGCCGCCGCCGCGGGCGUGGCGCGGUGGCGGCGGCCCGGCGGUUGCCGACGGUGGCCGCCAUGGACAGGGCGAAGUGGGGGGACCUCCCCGAGAACGUCCUCCUCGGCUUCACCGCCUGCCUCCCCUGCCGCGCCGACCGCGUCCGCAUGGCCUGCGUCAACAGGCAGUGGCGCGCCGCCGUGCGGGAGGGGCCGCGCCCCCCGCCGCCGGCGCCCCAGCUCCCGCCGCUCCCGCCCCAGCUGCCGUGGCUCAUCUUCCCCAGCUCCGCGACGCCCUCCUUCUACAGCUGGAUCGGCCGCACGAGCCACCCCCUCCCGCUCCCGCCCGACGUCCGCGUCGCGCGCUUCUGCGGCUCCUCCGACGGCGGCUGGUUCGUCCUCGCGCUCGACUCCAGCCACCGCUACGCGCUCUACAACCUCAACUCCGGCCACCGCGUCGAGCUCCCGCCGGGGAUCGUGUCCCCCUCGGGCAAGCAGUUCCCCUUGGUCGCGCGCUUCGCCACCCUCUCCGCCUCGCCGCCGACGCCGUCGUCGUCUCCUCGGCCCUACAUGCUCGCCGCCGUCGUCCUCGUGUCGCGGCGGCUCGACGUCGCGUUCUGGGUCCAGGGGAGCAAAUGCUGGUUCCCGCACAGGGGCCCGAGGCUGAACCAGCCGCAGGACGUCGUCUACUACAACGGGGGCUUCUACUUCGUCACCGCCGACGAGGGCGUCGUCGUGUACUGGCCGGGGUACGGCCGCCUGACCAACAACCAGAUGCGGAUGCGCCGCGUGGAGUACAACAUGCUGCGGCGCGACGAUUACCUCGAGGACAUGGGCUUCAUCGGAGGCAACGGAUCCAUCACGCGCUACCUCGUGGAGUCCCGGGGCCAGCUGCUGAUGGUCGCGAGGUACAUCUACAACGAGGGCGGCACGGAGGUGCUCCGCGUGUUCAGGUUCCAUGUCAUGCCGCUGACGCCCGCCGCCGCCAUCAGCGGGCGACCUCGCGCCACCUGGUUGCCCGUCGACUACCUGGAGGGGCGGAUGCUGUUCGUGGGGAAAGGCUGCUCCAGAUCGUUCGAGGCCGCUCGGUUCCCCGGGUUCGAGGACGCCAUCAUCUACUUCCUCGACGAGGGCUUCGUCCACGACACGACGGCGUCGGCGGCGGUGCAGGAGAGGCCGCGCUACUCGUUCACCGACAUGGGCAGGUACGAGAUGGACGACAUGGCCAGCGAGGCGUGGCCUCCGGUGGAUCGCCGCCCGACGACGUCGGACAACGCUCCCCCCACUUGGUGGUUCCCCUGACCUGACCAUGCGCUCUCCGGCCCGGUUACUCUUCAGCUUAUGAUGAUACUUGCAUACGCUUCAUUUUCAUCAUGAGUAUGGUUGAAUUGCUGUUAUGAGAUGAUCAAAUUGUUUGAUAACACUAGUAGGAUUGCAGGAGAAUGAAUGAUACGUGCGUAUGUGCCUCAGUUGAUGGUUUCGAGGCUUCAGUUCAGGUCCUGCGAGGCUGCAAGCCUGCAACAAAGGAUCUCGGGGAAAUUUUGCUUUACUGAUUGUUGCCCCAUAACUGCUGUGUCGUUUGGUUCACCGUUUUUCAAUUCUCAUUUGUUCAGGAUUUCAGGUCGGUUUAGCUUCAAUGCGAUGAUGAUAUGUCAAGGGAAAAUGUGAUGAUGUACCGUAGUGGCCGAAGGUGUCCUCUUCUUCCUUUCAUUUUGCAAGCAAGACAUGUGU
This is a messenger RNA of Oryza sativa Japonica Group (Japanese rice), 2053 nucleotides long. RefSeq lists its product as uncharacterized. NCBI's taxonomy places the organism in Eukaryota, Viridiplantae, Streptophyta, Magnoliopsida, Poales, Poaceae. The record is from RefSeq and is a predicted model, not a curated record.